Messenger RNA from Oryza sativa Japonica Group (Japanese rice), 1433 nucleotides. The record is from RefSeq and is a predicted model, not a curated record. Lineage: Eukaryota; Viridiplantae; Streptophyta; Magnoliopsida; Poales; Poaceae.
GAAAAAUCUGACAGCGGAGAGCUGCCGAAGAUGUGGAAUACGGUGGGACAGGGGCACCUCGCUGUCGCUAGCUUGAGGAGGAGAAGAGGGGUGGAAGGGAGAGGGAGAGAAUCGGAGGAGGGGAUGGUUCUCACCGGUGCCGCUCGUGCCUUUGGGCUUUGGCAGCUAGCGAGCGAGGCCGGGCGGUGUAGGAUGCUGGUGGAGCGAGUGAGGAGAAUUUUAUAAUUUGUAAAAGAUUUUUGAAAUUGUUUUUGUCUAUCAAAUGCCAGUCCCUAGAGAAGGUAUCCUAUAUAUAUAUACAUCAUCAAUCGAUCAUUCAAUUGGACUCAGCUGCAUCAUAUAUAUCGUUCUAGCUAGCUAGGUUAGCUAGGUUCAUUCCAUUUCCAUUUCAAUAUUGUUAGCAACAAUGGCUGCAGGCAGCGGCAGCGGCAGCAAUCCUAAGGACUACCAGGAUCCUCCUCCCGCGCCGCUAGUGGACACCGGCGAGCUAGGUAAGUGGUCACUGUAUCGCGCCGCCAUUGCGGAGUUCACAGCCACGCUGCUGUUGGUGUGCAUCAGUGUGAGCACCGUGAUCGGUGAGAAGCGGCAGUCGGGCGAGGGCGGCGCCGGCGUGCUUGGCAUUGCCUGGGCCUUUGGUGGCCUCAUCUUCGUGCUGGUGUACUGCACCGCUGGCAUCUCCGGGGGGCACAUGAACCCAGCCGUGACCUUCGCCAUGGUGCUCGCGCGAAGGGUGUCGCUGCCGCGAGCGGCGCUGUACACGAUGGCGCAGUGCGUGGGCGCCGUGUGCGGCGCAGGGCUCGCCAGGGCGAUGCACGGUGGCGGGCAGUACGCGCGGCACGGCGGAGGUGCCAACGAGCUGGCGGCGGGCUACUCGGCGGGGGCAGGGGUCGUGGCGGAGAUGGUGGGCACGUUCGUGCUGGUGUACACGGUGUUCUCGGCGACGGACCCGAAGCGGAAGGCCAGGGACUCUCACGUGCCGGUGCUGGCGCCGCUUCCCAUCGGGUUGGCGGUGCUGGUUGUGCACCUUGCCACCAUCCCCAUCACCGGCACUGGCAUCAACCCCGCCCGCAGCCUUGGCCCCGCCCUCGUCCUCGGCCUCGGCACCACCAAGGCCUGGUCCCACCUCUGGAUCUUCUGGGUGGGCCCCUUCGCCGGCGCCGCCGCCGCAAUGAUCUACCAUCACUACAUCCUCAGGGGCGCUGCCGCCAAGGCCUUCGCCUCCUCCUCCUACCGAUCACCCCAUUUUUAAUCCCAUGCACCCUUGCAAUAUAUUUUAUUAUUCUUCGAUCUACUGUUUUAAUUUGUUUUUUAUAAUUAUAUCCGUAAUUCAUCUGUACUGUCUGUACGUAAUCUAGCUACAUACAUAUAUGUAUGGUUGAUUUUUCAUAUUUGCAAUUCAAUUAUUCUAUAUUUUCCUACUUCAUCUUCAAAAA